GCUGCGAUCACUCUUGAAUUCUGGUGACAGAAUCAACCGAACUCCGAUACUCAUAAAUAUUCAACACAAAAUAACAAACCUCAAAGAAGCUAUCAAGAUGUCUCUCCGCAUCGUCCCAGAGUCCAACCCCUCCUCCUCCUUCACCCAUCAGCCCUCCCGCGCCCAUGUUGCUCCAUCAGCACCUGGUCUUCACGACACACUUCGCGCUGGUGUCGGCGCCAACCCCCUCACAACUCCCGCGACCCAAGCCAUCUCCGCCCACCCUCUCGAGGCCCGCUUAAAACAGUGGGAGGCCACCCGCGAGCAGCUCAAGAUGGAGACACUCCGUCGCACAUAUGGCAUUGCCGAGCCAGUCCGCAGAGGCAUGGAGCUCAAGAUCGCUCGUGAAGGAACAUGGAAGCCCCUGUGCCUGGGCGGCAACAGCACACCUAGCAUUCACGAAGAGAUCUUGACUGGACGGGACGGCAUUAUUGAAUGGGAGGAUGUAUUUACUGGGGAGGAGAACGGAGCGAACAUCGGUGUGCACGAGGAGAUCGAGCGCAAGGUGAAGAUGUAAAGCGGAGAUUUUGUCAGGAAGUGGGAGGCUCGGACGGCAAGUAGGAGAGGAGUAGAUGGGGGGAAGGGAAGUAUUACGAAUCA
This is a messenger RNA of Podospora bellae-mahoneyi, 639 nucleotides long. RefSeq names its product 20S proteasome maturation factor (gene UMP1). Gene Ontology annotation, biological process: proteasome assembly. Gene Ontology annotation, cellular component: nucleus; cytoplasm. The transcript is spliced from 2 exons. The record is from RefSeq and is a predicted model, not a curated record. NCBI's taxonomy places the organism in Eukaryota, Fungi, Ascomycota, Sordariomycetes, Sordariales, Podosporaceae. The coding region runs from base 98 to 556 and encodes 152 amino acids.